UAGCAAUAUAAUUAAGGGAGGAUUCUAAUUACUUUAAUAAAGUUAACAGGCAAUGACGGUUCCUGCUGGCAACUUCCUAUCUGCUCGGCCUCUUGCCCGUAUAGUAGAGGGAGAACAAGAGGAAGGUUUGACUGGGGAGGAUGAUGAGCUGCUAAAGCGUGGAAGCAGGAAUUUGCAUCACGCGGACGAAGAAAAUGAUGGCGAUGAGCAGAUCGAUCGCGAACUGCAGCAACAGCAACCAUGGGGUUCGUUGGAUCAGCGGAAGGGGAAGAAUAAGAAGAAGGAUAGGAAAGUGAACUCUAGCAGCAGUAGGAGGAAGAUGCAAGCGAAGGCCAAGAAAUUCCUCCUCUCGCGUCUCAGCGGAUUCGACAAAGACCUUGAGGACUCGAAGAAUAAGACAGCAGCAGCUACUGCGAGGCGAUCUGCCCCUCCUUUCCCUUAUAAUGGGGAGGAUUUCGGUGGUAGUCCUUCUCGCUACGUCUGUUUUCUCAGACCUUUAAUUCCCCUUUCUUCAACCUCGCCGGCACACUCGGGCUCUGCUGCCGCCGCUAAAACACCUGACGCGGUAAACACUCCGAAGCCAAAAAGUUCUUCUUAUUACGAUUUUGUGAAAUCCCUCAUCGAAAAGAAUGACUUUUAUUCCCCUGAAUGCAAUGCCCAUGGCGAAAUCCGUAAAUCUAAACACAAAUAACCCAAUUUAAUAGCUUUUCUUUGUGCCUCUGGAAUUUUUCUCUUUUUACACCUAUUUUUUCUUAGAUUUCCCUUGUUACAAUCUUUUGGUUGAUUUAGCUGAUGCGUCAGUUCAUGGUAUGUGAUAGCCUCACCCGACUUGAAGGCUGUUUAUUUGUUACUUGUUGAGUUUGAGCAGUCGUAGUUGGGUCUGGAAAUAUCAAAAAAGUUAUGAUGAACUAUCAGGGCAUUGCUGCAAUGUAUCAUUUUCAACUUGUGGGUAACUUCUUAGCAUCAGAUUGAUUGAUAUCUGUAAUCCUUGUUCAGUUUUCUGUAUAAGAAAGGAAUUGAAAGGUUCAUUUCAUUUCUUCUCUUAA
Molecule: messenger RNA, 1046 nt
Organism: Dendrobium catenatum
Lineage: Eukaryota; Viridiplantae; Streptophyta; Magnoliopsida; Asparagales; Orchidaceae
Exons: 2
Coding region: 53-691 (212 amino acids)
Source: RefSeq, a predicted model, not a curated record